Molecule: messenger RNA, 499 nt
Organism: Rhopalosiphum maidis (corn leaf aphid)
Lineage: Eukaryota; Metazoa; Arthropoda; Insecta; Hemiptera; Aphididae
Product: E3 ubiquitin-protein ligase rnf8-B-like
Exons: 4
Coding region: 33-458 (141 amino acids)
Source: RefSeq, a predicted model, not a curated record
UCGUCGAUCGUUCAGACUUUCAAGUGUUUGACAUGUCCAAUAAAAGUCGCUGCAGUAGUUUAGCGUCAGCCACAUCGGAGUUAAAAUCAAAACCGACGGAAAUGGAGAAAAAAAUUAUUACAAAAAUGUUAGAUAAUAAUGAUUUAACUUGCUCGAUAUGCUUUGACGUUUUUGAAAAGCCAUCAGAAUUGAAUUGUAGUCAUGUGUUUUGUUUCAAAUGCGUAAAAAAUUGGAUGCGUAAUAACAGAUCAUGUCCAAUAUGUCGGCGAACUAUACUGGAUCCGCCAGUUGUUUGCACUAUGUUGGAAAAACUUAUUUUAGAAAUGAAGUCAGCUUCUGUGCCUGUUGAAAAUCGACGUUACACAAUAAACGCAGUUUAUAUAACGCAAGCAUCAACAUCCGUAUCACGUUCGGCCGUCAGAAAAGACUAUAAUUAUGAGCGUCCACCAUGGAGAUAGAAAAUGUAAAACAAUCAUAACAUUUUUAAUAUAUAAUAUGC